AUGGAGAAGACUUUGAACAGAAUUCAUCCAGUUUCUGAUCCAGAAGCAACAUAUUUUCUACAAGUAUCAUGGGAGAAAGAUUUAGGCACUGGCUUUGGUAUAAUGCUUAGUGAUGGUCAAUGUGCAUGGACUGGGACAGUGUCUGAAGCUGAAAUUUCUAGGGAGGCAGCUGACAUGGAAAUGAAUAGAGAAAAGUAUGUCGAAGAACUGAAGAAAGCAUUGAUAGCUGGAGAAGAAUCAGCUGGCAAAUAUAACUUUGCUAUUUCAAGAGAUGAAGAAAAUAUGGAGUGUCACUUCUCCUAUGAAAGAAAUCUGAAUGAUGGCUCCUUUAGACUUGGGUCUCUGAAGCUGCAGAAAGUUUCAAGUCCGGCGGAGGUGGUUAAAGAGCUGAUUGGUUACUCUCUGGACUGCCUGGGAAGACUGCAGGCGAAAAAUGAGUAUCUGCAAAAUGAAAACGAAAGGCUCUUCAAUGACUGGAGGGACGCGGAGAAGCGGCUGGAAAAAUGUGUGGAAGCUAAAGAAGAAAUAGAGGCAGAUCUUUAUAACCGAUUUAUUUUGGUGCUGAAUGAAAAGAAGGCAAAGAUAAGAAACUUACAGAAGUUGUUGCAUGAAGCUAAAGAAUCUGCAACAGAUGCCAAAUGUACAAGGGAUAGCAUAGCUACCACUCAGAUGGCUACAGGGAGAGAAAAUGACUAUGAUGGCAGUACUGAUGAGGAAAGUGAAAAUUUAACACAAGCUUCAUUACCAUCAGCACCAGAACAAAGGGAUUCCCUUCUGGGUAGCCCAGAUGUCAUUGAUACUGCUCCAAGAAGAAAGCGAAGACAAAGGACAGCAAAGCCUGAUGGGACAGGAGCUAAGAUGGCUACUUAUGAGACAGAACUGCCAGCCAAAGAAAA
Balearica regulorum gibbericeps (East African grey crowned-crane) is the source of this 896-nucleotide messenger RNA. Lineage: Eukaryota; Metazoa; Chordata; Aves; Gruiformes; Gruidae. The record is from RefSeq and is a predicted model, not a curated record.